Messenger RNA from Schistosoma intercalatum, 1855 nucleotides. The record is from the annotation of a GenBank genome assembly. Lineage: Eukaryota; Metazoa; Platyhelminthes; Trematoda; Strigeidida; Schistosomatidae.
UGCAUGUAUCACAAAUUUAUUUUUGUUUAUAUGUCCCGAAUAUAUGAACUUGUGAUUUUGUCACUCGUUUGGACAUUGCUUAGUGAUGUGCGUUGAGUAGCAAAGUUUUUUCAGGACUCUGUGUCUGAAGCGUAUGCUAAAAUAAUUAUUCUGUCAUUUGAUAGGUUGUAUAUUAAAGUAAUUAACGCAGCUUAGGUAUAUUGGAAAGAUUGCCUUCACCACUUUAAAAUCUCAAUCAUCAAGUGAAAAUUAUAAUUCCAAUUCCUUACACAGGUUUAUAACCUUCAUUUGACCCUAGUUGUUAGGUGGACAGCCUCAAGGUCGGUCUAGCGUCGCUUAGUGAUCGCCCGUAAAUUGUAGUUUCACCAACAUUUAUGCAUCAAACCUUGCUUACUAUACUGAGACAGAAAUGAAUUAAGCACUGUCAUUUUUUUAUAAAUGCUUUAUGUUCCCAGUUACUUGAUAAGUAACAUUUCAAAUGCAAUAUAGCAUUAUAUAAUUAAUACAAAAGUCCCGAUAAUUUGCUUGACUACCGUGUACUGUGUAGCGGUAAAACUGCUCAUGAAUUACUGUUUUCUAUUUUUUAGAUGUCUUUAUACCCUUCUCUCGAAGAGUUAAAAGUACAGUCUAUUAUUGAUAGUCAAAACAAUGGACCUUCAACUCCGCAGUCUGACUGUCAAAGGCCAUUAUCACAAAUUAACCCCACUUUACCUGGAAAUUGCAAUAUGGAUAAUAAUAUAUCUUCCUACAACAUUUGUGGUAGACCUGUUACCUGCGUAUCUACAAUAUCUGGCAUUUUUCCUCAAUCUGGUAUGGGCUGUGGGGUCAGUUCAAUGUCAAUUGCUCCUUUUACACCAAGCGGAGCGCUUUGUCUACCGCUUCCAGCACCAUUUGAUUGCGUAGAUAUAAAACCAGGAGUUAGACUUGUUACUCUUUGUAAAAAUGAAUUCGGUAAAGUCGGAAUUCAGCUUAAAGAAAUACAGAAAGGUAUAUUUAUUUCAUUUGUGGAGGGAUUUUCACCAGCUGCACUUGGCGGUGUGCGUUUCGGAGAUCAAGUCCUGGAAAUUAAUGAUAUUUUAGUUACAGGUUGUUCAGGGACAAGAUCAAUGGAAAUAUUGAAAAAUUCAACUCCUAACAACAUAAGACUUGUAUUACGUGAUCGUCCAUUUGAACGUGUUAUUACUGUGCAUAAAGAUAGUUUAGGUGCAGUUGGUGUACAUGUUCGUAAUGGUUUAAUUAAAGCAAUUGUUAAAGACUCAAGUGCUGCACGUAAUGGUUUAUUAACUAAUCAUCAAAUUAUUGAAAUUAAUGGACAAAAUGUUGUUGGUUUAAAGGAUAAAGAUUUAUUACAACUUAUGGAGGAAUCAAAAACUCCAAUGAAAAUUACGAUUAUACCAAAGACAUUUUAUGAUAAAUUAACUAGAAGUCUUCCAACUGGACAAUUACGAUUACAAAUGGAUCGUUCAUUACCUUUUGUUUAAAUAUACAUAUAACAAUUAAAGAUAUUUCUAUUCAGUAUUUAUUUUCAUUAAAUUAACAAUGUGAUAAUGAUCAUGAUAAUGAUGUUAUGAUCCGAAAUAAAACGAUGGAUUCAUUGAGAUUUAUCGUCCUUACUGAAUUUGUUCGUGAACAAUUCAAUGAUCUUCUUUCACUUAUUUCCUUUAGUUUAUUCUUCCAAAAAAAAGUGUUUCUAUAUGAGUUAUUUUGCACGAUUGUUAACAAUGAUGUUAGUAAUAAUGGGAAGUAUUAGGAUAACACUGAUAAUUGAUUAUACUUAACAUUGGGUACAAACAUACUCAAGUAUUAUUACCAUUAUUAUUAUUAUUAUUAUUAUUAUUAUUAUUAUUAUUAUUAU